CCGCAAGGACCCGAGGACCGCAGAGGGGCGAGUGGAGCGCGACGCUUCCACCCCAGAAUCCGUUUUCAAACCUUAGGGAGCCUUCUUUGCCAUUGAAAUGCAAAUCCGGUCCUGAGCUCCCGGGCCAAUCCGGGAGGCUUCCUGUGGGAUUACCUGGUGGCGAGCGAGCGCCGAGCCAGCGCCGAGCCAGCACCGAGCCAGCGCGGCCCCUCGGGUGCGGCGGGCGCGGGGUGGACUGCGCGGGCCCGGGCGGGACGAGAGGUGGGCGAGCGCCCCGCACCCUCGGCGCCCCGCGCGGGAUCAGCGUCCUCCAGCCGCGCUGCCCCGGCCCACCGUGAAGCUGUAGCCGGGGCGCGGUGGCGCGGUGGCUCAGGGCGCUGCUGGGCCGCCCAUUGUUGAGCGCGUUGGGCCCCGCCGGCGAUGCCCCGCGCCGCCUCCUCGGAGCGGCGGCGAAGUUUGAACUUGGCGUCGGCCUGGAGCCCCGAGCAUUCCGGGGGCGGCGGCCGCGAGGCGAGCGGCGAUGAGAUGUGUGCGCAGACCCAGGCCAUGCAGAUACUAGUGUCUCUAACUUCGUCAGCCCAGAACACCUCACCUCUGGCCCCCAGCACAGGAAAGCAGCGUGGUCAGGAGGGGUUAAACUUCGGCUGAAGCACAGGCGCAGUGAGCCUGCAGGCCGACCUCACUCGUGGCACACAACUAAAUCUGGGGAGAAGCAACCCGAUGCCAGCAUGAUGCAGAUAUCUCAGGGUAUGGUCGGCCCUCCUUGGCACCAAAGCUACCAUUCCAGCUCUUCUACUAGUGACCUCUCCAACUAUGACCAUGCCUAUCUAAGGCGGAGCCCUGACCAGUGCAGCUCCCAGGGGAGCAUGGAGAGCCUGGAGCCCAGUGGGGCAUACCCACCCUGUCAUCUUUCCCCUGCCAAGUCCACCGGCAGCAUUGACCAGCUCAGCCACUUCCAUAACAAGAGAGACUCGGCUUACAGCUCUUUCUCCACCAGUUCCAGCAUCCUAGAGUAUCCACACCCUGGCAUCUCUGCCCGGGAGCGUUCAGGCUCCAUGGACAAUACUUCUGCUCGAGGUGGCCUCCUCGAAGGGAUGAGGCAGGCAGAUAUUCGCUAUGUAAAGACAGUCUAUGACACCCGGAGGGGAGUCUCAGCAGAGUAUGAGGUGAACUCUUCAGCCCUGCUGCUUCAAGGUAGGGAGGCCCGAGCCUCAGCAGAUGGUCAGGGCUAUGAUAAAUGGUCUAAUAUUCCUCGGGGCAAGGGAGUGCCACCCCCAUCCUGGAGCCAGCAGUGCCCCAGUUCCUUGGAGACUGCCACCGACAACCUUCCUCCUAAGGUGGGUGUACCCCUGCCUCCAGCUCGGAGUGACAGUUACGCAGCAUUUCGGCACCGUGAGCGGCCCAGCUCCUGGUCUAGCCUUGAUCAGAAACGGCUCUGCCGGCCUCAGGCAAACUCUUUAGGCUCCCUGAAGUCUCCGUUCAUAGAGGAGCAGCUGCAUACUGUGCUGGAGAAGAGUCCAGAGAACAGCCCCCCAGUGAAGCCCAAGCAAAACUAUACCCAGAAGGCCCAACCUGGCCAACCUCUGCUGCCGACCAGCAUCUACCCCGUACCUUCCCUGGAGCCACACUUUGCCCAGGUGCCUCAGCCUUCUGUGAGUAGCAAUGGUAUGCUCUACCCUGCACUGGCCAAGGAGAGUGGAUACAUAGCCCCUCAGGGAGCAUGCAACAAGAUGGCUACCAUUGAUGAGAAUGGGAACCAGAAUGGAUCUAGCAGGCCUGGGUUUGCCUUCUGCCAGCCCUUAGAACAUGACUUGCUGUCCCCGGUGGAGAAGAAACCAGAAGCUACAGCCAAGUAUGUCCCCUCCAAAGUCCAUUUCUCUUCAGUGCCUGAAAAUGAGGAGGAUGCCUCCCUGAAGAGACAUCUCACACCUCUCCAAGGCAACAGCCCACAUUCCAAUGAGAGAAAGAGCACCCACAGCAACAAGCCAUCUUCUCAUCCCCACAGCCUCAAAUGCCCUCAGGCUCAGGCCUGGCAAGCGGGUGAAGACAAGAGAUCUUCCAGGCUCUCAGAGCCCUGGGAGGGCGAUUUCCAGGAAGACCACAAUGCCAACCUCUGGAGGAGGCUGGAGAGAGAAGGCCUAGGCCAGAGCCUGUCAGGCAACUUUGGCAAGACCAAGUCAGCCUUCUCAUCUCUCCAGAACAUUCCUGAGAGUCUGAGAAGACACAGCAGCCUGGAACUAGGCCGGGGAGCCCAGGAGGGUUACCCCGGGGGCAGGCCCACCUGUGCAGUCAACACCAAGGCAGAAGACCCUGGGAGGAAAGCAGCUCCUGACCUCGCGAGCCAUCUGGACCGGCAGGUUUCCUACCCGCGGCCCGAGGGGAGGACCGGUGCCUCGGCUUCUUUCAACAGCACAGACCCAAGGCCCGAAGAGCCGCCUGCCCCCUCUCACCCACACACAUCCAGUCUGGGCCGGAGGGGGCCCGGCCCAGGCAGCGCCUUGGCUCUUCAAGGCUUUCAGUAUGGGAAGCCCCACUGCUCGGUGCUGGAGAAGGUCUCCAAAUUCGAGCAGCGAGAGCAAGGGAGCCAGAGACCGAUUGUGGGCAGCUCCGGUUUUGGCCAUAACUAUAGGCCCCACAGGACCGUCUCAACUUCCAGUACUUCUGGGAAUGACUUCGAGGAGACAAAAGCACACAUCCGUUUCUCUGAGUCAGCUGAACCCCUAGGCAACGGGGAGCAGCACUUCAAAAACGGGGAGCUGAAGUUGGAAGAGGCUUCCCGGCAGCUCUGCGGUCAGCAGCUGAGCGGAGGAGCGUCGGACAUUGGCCGUGGCCCCCAGAGGCCGGACGCUCGGCUCCUUCGUAGCCAGAGCACCUUCCAGCUCUCCAGCGAGCCAGAGAGGGAGCCCGAGUGGCGGGACAGGCCGGGUUCACCCGAGUCGCCCCUGCUGGAUGCCCCCUUCAGCCGCGCCUACCGGAACAGCAUCAAGGACGCACAGUCCCGUGUCUUGGGGGCCACCUCCUUUCGACGUCGGGACCUGGAGCUGGGGGCGCCCGUGGCGUCGAGGUCCUGGCGGCCUCGACCUUCCUCGGCCCACGUGGGGCUGCGGAGUCCCGAGGCGCCGACCUCCGCCUCCCCGCACACGCCCCGGGAGCGGCACAGCGUGACCCCCGCCGAGGGCGACCUGGCCAGGCCCGUGGCCCCUGCCUCCCGGAGAGGGGCUCGCCGGCGCCUGACUCCCGAGCAGAAGAAGCGCUCCUACUCGGAGCCCGAGAAGAUGAACGAGGUGGGGGUCGUGGAGGAGGCCGAACCGGCACCCCUGGGCCCGCAGAGAAAUGGAAUGCGUUUCCCAGAAAGCAGCGUGGCCGACCGGCGCCGUCUCUUUGAGCGCGAUGGCAAGGCCUGCUCCACGCUCAGCCUGUCGGGGCCCGAGCUGAAGCAGUUCCAGCAGAGCGCCCUGGCCGACUACAUCCAGCGCAAGACCGGCAAGCGGCCUACCUCCGCCGCCGGCUGCAGCCUCCAGGAGCCCGGGCCACUGCGCGAGCGCGCCCAGAGUGCCUACCUCCAGCCCGGCCCCGCGGCGCUCGAGGGCUCCGGCCUCGCCUCGGCCUCCAGCUUGAGCUCGCUGCGGGAGCCCAGCCUGCAGCCCCGCAGGGAGGCCACUCUCCUGCCGGCCACAGUUGCAGAAACCCCGCAGGCUCCCCGAGAUCGUAGCAGCUCCUUCGCCGGUGGCCGCCGCCUCGGGGAACGGCAACGCGGGGACCUGCUUAGCGGAGCAAACGGUGGAACAAGGGGCACCCAGAGAGUGGAUGAGACCCCCAGGGAGCCAUCCUCCUGGGGGGCCAGGGCCGGGAAGUCCAUGUCGGCCGAGGACCUGCUGGAACGUUCGGACGUCCUCGCGGGCCCUGUCCACGUGAGGUCCAGAUCAUCUCCCGCCACCGCAGACAAGCGCCAGGAUGUGCUUUUGGGGCAAGACAAUGGCUUUGGUCUUGUGAAGGAUCCAUGUUAUUUGGCUGGUCCUGGAUCUAGGUCACUCAGUUGUUCAGAAAGAGGCCAAGAAGAGAUGCCACAGCUCUUCCACCAUCUCACCCCUCGUUGGGGUGGUUCAGGCUGCAAAGCCAUUGGUGAUUCCUCCAUUCCUAGUGAAUGUCCUGGAACCCCGGACCAUCAGAGGCAAGCCAGCAGGACACCUUGCCCCAGGCCACCACUGGCAGGAACGCAAGGGCAGCUCACAGACACCAGGGCUGCACCCCUGACCCCACUUGGCACCCCUCUGCCUUCAGCUGUUCCCUCUGGCUACUGCUCACAGGACGGUCAGACGGGGCGACAGCCUCUCUCGCCCUACACCCCUGCCAUGACCCACAGAAGCAAUGCUCACACCCUGACCCAGCCUCCCGGUCCAAGAGGCUGUGAGGGCGAUGGCCCAGAGCAUGGGGUAGAAGAGGGAACGAGGAAGAGGGUCUCGCUGCCUCAGUGGCCACCUCCUUCUCAAGCAAAGUGGGCCCACGCAGCCAGAGAGGACAGCCUUCCUGAGGAAUCCUCAGCCCCUGAUUUUGCAAACCUGAAGCACUAUCAAAAACAGCAGAGUCUUCCAAGUUUAUGCAGCACUUCUGACCCAGACACACCUCCUGGGGCCCCGAGCACUCCAGGGAGGAUCUCCCUCCGAAUAUCUGAGUCCGUCCUGCGGGACUCCCCGCCACCUCGCGAGGAUUAUGAAGAUGAAGUGUUUGUGAGGGAUCCGCACCCCAAGGCCACGCCCAGCCCCACAUUUGAACCUCCUCCCCCACCCCCACCUCCUCCACCGAGUCAGGAAACCCCGGUGUAUAGCAUGGAGAACUUCCCUCCACCUCCUCCCCACACUGUGUGUGAGGCGCAGCUGGACAGUGAGGAUCCCGAGGGGCCGCACUCCAGCUCCAACAAACUUUCUAAAGUGACAAUUGCAAGGGAAAGGCACAUGCCUGGUGCAGCCCAUGUGGUAGGUAGUCAGACACUGGCUUCCAGACUCCAAACUUCUAUCAAGGGUUCAGAGGCUGAGUCCACACCACCCUCCUUCAUGAGUGUUCACCCCCAACUUGCUGGGUCUCUUGGUGGGCAGCCAGCACACAUCCAAACUCAAAGCCUCACCCAUGAUCCAGUCAAUGGAACUCAGGGUUUAGAAAAGAAAGUCAGUUCUGAUCCUCAGAAGAGUUCAGAAGACAUUAGAACCGAGGCUUUGGCCAAGGAAAUUGUCCACCAAGACAAAUCUCUAGCAGACAUUUUGGACCCAGACUCCAGGCUGAAGACAACAAUGGACCUGAUGGAAGGUUUGUUUCCCCGAGAUGUGAACUUGCUGAAGGAAAACAGUGUAAAGAGGAAGGCCAUACAGAGAACUGUCAGCUCUUCAGGAUGUCAAGGCAAGAGGAAUGAAGACAAGGAAGCAGUGAGCAUGUUGGUUAACUGCCCUGCCUACUACAGUGUGUCUGCUCCCAAGGCUGAGCUACUGAACAAAAUCAAAGAGAUGCCGGCAGAAGUGAAUGAGGAAGAGGAACAGGCAGAUGUCAAUGAAAAGAAGGCUGAGCUCAUUGGAAGCCUCACUCACAAGCUGGAGACCCUCCAGGAGGCGAAGGGGAGCCUGCUCAUGGACAUCAAGCUCAACAACGCCCUGGGAGAAGAGGUGGAGGCUCUGAUCAGUGAGCUGUGCAAGCCUAAUGAGUUUGACAAGUAUAGGAUGUUCAUAGGGGAUUUGGACAAGGUGGUCAACCUGCUGCUCUCCCUCUCGGGGCGUCUAGCCCGUGUUGAGAAUGUCCUUAGCGGCCUUGGUGAAGAUGCCAGUAAUGAAGAAAGGAGCUCUCUGUAUGAGAAAAGGAAGAUCCUGGCUGGUCAGCAUGAGGACGCCCGGGAGCUGAAGGAGAACCUGGAUCGCAGGGAGCGGGUAGUGCUGGGCAUCUUGGCCAAUUACCUUUCAGAGGAGCAGCUCCAGGACUACCAGCACUUCGUGAAAAUGAAGUCCACGCUCCUCAUUGAGCAGCGGAAGCUGGAUGACAAGAUCAAGCUGGGCCAGGAGCAGGUCAAGUGUCUGCUGGAGAGCCUGCCUUCAGAUUUCAUUCCCAAGGCUGGGGCCCUGGCUCUGCCCCCAGACCUCACGAGUGAGCCCACUCCUGCUGGGGGCUGUACUUUCAGUGGUAUUUUCCCAACAUUAACCUCUCCACUUUAACCUCUUCUAAAAUACCCAACCAAAAGAUCACUGUUUCUCUCAACACUAUUUAAUCUGAAAAAUGUUUCAGUACAAACCACUGUUUGAACUAUCUGGGUUAUUGGUGUUUGUUCUUGAUGAAAGGAAAAAAAUUCUCUCCAGGAGGAAGCCUUUUUCCUUCUUGCCCUUCCUGAUUGAUCUUCUGAGAGCUCGAAUGCUGCUGGACACGUACCCCUUUCUAUUAUUACUUUGUAGUAGAAAGAAAGUUAAUGAAACUGAGAACUGAUUGGAGCGUGUUUGAUCAUUGAGUUUUUAACAGGCUGAGGCAACAUGGAUCAGUGUGUGUCCCCCUCAGGAAUGUAUCCACAGUGGCCUUCCUUGCUGGUGGGCAGUGUAUCCUGAUGGCAGGGUACAAGUACCAUUAAUGAAGGGUCUGCAACAUAAAGCCUUAAAAAGACACACACUAAGAAAACUGUAAAACCUUGAACAUUGUUAUUUAUAUUUUUUAAAAUGGAAAAGAUCAUUAUGUUUGUUGUGCUAACCACUUAUUUGAUUCUGUUUUGUGGUGGACGUAGACGAUUACGUUUCAGCUUUGUAUUUUGUGAAAACCUUAAUGAAAUGAAUUCCAAAGAUAGUCACGUUGAGCGUGAAGACUUUUUUUCUUAUAUUCCUGUCUUAUUUUUACAAACACGAGCAGGCAUUCUGCACUUCCACUGGACUGAGUGUGGGGGAGUCCUGCUCCCCUGCUCUUCUCCUGUCUCACACCUUCCCCAGGAAGAAGGCCUCAUGCACUGCAGUUAUUGCAUCAUUUCCUAGUGCUUCAUGUCAUUAUCACUGGUGGGGAAACAAAGCUAAAUUUUAACAAAGACAACUCUCAGACCUAUAUAAUAGGAGGAGGACGUCCAGAAUCCAACAAAAUUCAAAACGGAGCCCAUGCUGUUCUCCUGAACAAGAUUUGGGCUAAAUACGGCCUGUUUAUUGAGGCUGUUUUAAUGAUGCUUUAAAAAAAAAAAUGUUUUCUAAAAUGUCAAACCUGUUGACCACACUUCAAUUAAAAACUCCCUCCUUAACCUCUGAAGACUGAUUUUGCUUUAUCGUGUUUCAAUAAUAACAUUUCAGAGGUUACUCUGUAGCCCCAGUUGUAAGCUUAUAAAAACAAACUGGAAGGCUGAGGAGGUUAUGGGCUGGCAGCCAGGCUAUGUUUACAGCUGCUGGAGAUGGCAGUAGCCUAAUACUUUGAGCAGGUGGUACAUCCCAGGCUGUGCUAUAGUAGAUUUGUUUUUUCACAUUUGAUCUGUGGCUGGUGGCCACCUUUGUUGAUUUGGGCUUACGAGUUUCAUAGUAGCCAGUCUUAGAAAAUUGGGGGAGUAAAAUUUUGAAGUAAAAAAAAAAACAUGACAAGGGUACCAAAUGCUCCUUCUCCCCUUAGUACACUUUAAUUACUUAAUGAAGUUUUAUCUCCUAUGUAAGAAUAUCAAAAUUGUAGUUUGGGUCUCCAGUAGAGAUGUCUUUUGAUUAACUUAUAAACAACUGGCCACCCAGAAGUUUCCUUUGCAUAGUCAACCAAAGCUAUGGCUUUGUUCUUUGGAGCUUAUGUACUGCAUGACUCCAUUGAUACAAAUAAGACAGCACCUUGGUUUCCCAGGGAUGUUUUCAUUCAGAGGUCCUGUCUCCCAGGGAAGCAGUAGAACCAGUGACAGCAUUCAACAGCCACACUGCAUGGUCAUCAGUCUUAGGCCAACAUGGGAGCCUGAAAUUAACUCCAUCAGUAACUACCUGUGUGUCUUGCUGAUAGUGAAUGAGCCCUCACGAGCCAAGCCAGGUGGAAGCCAGCCAGCAAACGUCUACAGCUAUUCUUAGUGAAAUUCCUCAGAGGAAUCCAGGGGGCUCCCAGUUCCCAACACUCUUCGAGAUGACUAUUUUUCAGGAUUUGACUGGGGAACAUUUUACAUAUUCAGUCUUUCUCAAAAACUUUUAUUUAUUUUCUUGAGAAAGGGUCUUACUAUGUUGCCCAGGCUGGAGUGCAGUGGUGCAAUCACAGCUCAUUGCAGUCUCAACCUCUGAGGCUCAAACCAUGCGCCCAUCUCAGCCUCCCGAGUAGCUGGGACCACAGGUGUGCACCACUAUGCUUGGCUAAUUUUUUGAUUUUUUGUAGAGACGGGAGUCUCACUAUGUUGCCCAGGCUGGUUUCAAACUCCUGGGCUCAAGGGAUCCUCCCACUUUGGCCCCAGAAGUGCUGGGAUUACAGGCAUGAGCCACUUCACCCAGCCACUUCUAAUUUAUAGACAUAAAAGUAAUUGACUCCCACAGCACAGUAACAGGCAAUGUUGCUUGGCAUGCCACAAACAUCUGAAAGCUUGUGACACUCCUAGGAUUGUGUCCAUUCUUUCAUUACAUGGAAACUUUGUUCUGUUAUGUGAAAUGGGUAAGGCACCAAGUGAGACUUUGAAAUCUAAUUUUUAGGUGGAUGCGAUAUUUAUUGUAAUAGGAUUUGACCUCUGUACUUUAAAGAAAUCACUAACCAAAUUUUCAAAGUUUCCUUUUAAAUGCAUUUAGCUAGAAGUCUAUGUAUUUAUCCCUUUCCUAUUUUGCAUUCUUCUCCCACUAUUUUUAAAAACUCAUUUACAGUAGAAACCAUCCUUCUUUCCCCCAACAGUAUCCUUUGCCAAGACCAUGAGAACAGUCAGGAGCAUGUUGUUGGUCAGGGUUUCAGAACACGUGUGAGGUCGCUGAGAAUGUUUGCUCACAGUCAAUAAUUGUCUCUGUGGAUGUGAUAAUUUUGGAGAUACACUUCUGGUCAGAAGUCAGGUGAGAUAAUCUUGCAAUACUCCAAAUGAAGAUACUCCAGCCACCUGCAAGCUUCCAGGACAGGACAAUGUCCUGUAAGAAAAUCAGGAGGCCUCCACUUCCUGGGCCACUUGAGAAGUUCCUGGGCGUGUCACUACAUGUUGGUUGACUCAGCCAUUUCUCAUGCUGUUCAUUUCUUGCGGUGGCCACUUAACCCCAAAGAAUGAAGGGAGGAUCCACAGUGAAAGUGCCUGAGUUUCUCUACAAGACGAGACGCUGUCGAAACCAAACAUCUUUUCCUUUGCUCUAGGGAAACAUUUUAGGGUUUGUUUUGCACAGCUGGUUUCCAGACUAGAAGAUUAACGAGUUUGGGUCCACCCCUAAGAAUCAGUGGUUGUCUUUUAAGGUGAGGAGUGUGGGCUUAACUGAGGUCCUUUGAGGGAGCUAUAAAGGAGAAACAGCCUGGGACAUCCCAGUUUUCCUAUUCCUCCACUGUUAAUAUCUCAUCUAAAAUAAUUCAUGAGUUUAAAUGGUAAAUAUAUGCUUUAAGCUCUACCUUUAAACUUGUAUGUUAUUCAGGCAUCUCUUAUUAAGAUACUGGGUCUCUGGAUACCCAAGGAAAUGUUGACUUUUUAUUCUUAUGUGGUUCCAAAUUUACUUCUCUUCAGUUUGUCCAUGGUAGUGCUGGCUUCAUUGUUAGGUUGGAGUUAUUACUUUCCUUUUAGAACAACAUGAGUUUUAUUCACCUUACUAUUAGAAAAAGGAAGAACUACAGCCAGAAAUAACUUCAUUUCCUACAAGCUAUAAAAAGUGGUCAGGUGAAUGUGAAGGGGCUCUUCUACACAGGAAUAGAUUAUUGGGAACAAAGUAUUUCCUGCUGCCUUAACUCUUUGGGAUGCAUAGGAUAAAAUUAUAAAGACCAUUUUAAUAUCAGAAAGGGUUGUCUUAUUAAUUUUUAAAUAAAACUUCACAUUUCUUAAUGGGGAGCUCAUUCCGAAACUAAAUCAUGGUUUCUCAAAGUGUGGUCAGGAUACGAUCUGCAUCAGAAUCCUUGGAAUGCUUGUUAAAAAUACCAAUUGCUAUGACAUAACCAAGUCUGCUGGAAUCUGCAUUUCAGCAAGUUUCCCAUGUUAUUCUGAUGUAUUUUAACAUUUGAGAGCCACUGCCAAUCAUCUGUACAGUUCCUACUGUUAUGAUCACAAUAAGACUAACAUGAAUUUAAUAAUCUGAAUAAUUUUUAAAAUUUAAAUAAAAACAGAAAUUGAAGUUAAAUUUAAAAAUAAAAAUAACCUCAGAA
This is a messenger RNA of Nomascus leucogenys (northern white-cheeked gibbon), 10254 nucleotides long. It is a transcript of the gene SHROOM3, whose product is annotated as shroom family member 3. Lineage: Eukaryota; Metazoa; Chordata; Mammalia; Primates; Hylobatidae. Gene Ontology annotation, molecular function: actin filament binding. Gene Ontology annotation, biological process: actin filament organization. The transcript is spliced from 10 exons. Bases 729 to 6191 code for a protein of 1820 amino acids. The record is from RefSeq and is a predicted model, not a curated record. Gene Ontology annotation, cellular component: cortical actin cytoskeleton; apical junction complex; apical plasma membrane.